AUGGACGUGCAUUUUGCGAGGUCCAUUGCGCAGCAUGCGCGGCUUUCCCCGGCGGGCGACGGGAUAUGUUUCCCGUCUCGGGCCAGCCUUGCCGCGGUGCUGCGCCAGUCGGCGCUGGCCGCGGGCCACGACGGCGAGGGCCCAGUGCAGGUCGCCGCGCUUCGACGCGCUGCCGAGGCAGCGGUGGACAGUGCGGCCGCUGCCAGCGGCGCUGGCUGUCUAGGACUGGUCGUGCUCAAGGAUGCUGCAGCUCGAGUUGGCAUCAGGCUCUCCCCGGGCGCGCUCGUCAAUAUUGAACGGCGUGUGGCUGUCGCGCUGCAAGCGCAGCAACGAGCAGUCGUGCCUGCUGCGGCCGCCGAUCCCGAUCCCCUCGCUGGUGCGCCAGAUGAUGAUGAUGACGAUGAGGAUGCCCAACCAUUGGUGGCUGCGAGGUCCAAAAUCAAGGUUAUGUCAAGGGAGGUGUACCGCUUGCGUGCAUUACAUAAGAAUUGGAAGGAUCGGGCGACACUAGCUGAGUUUAGAUUGGCCCAGGUCGAGCGUGACAGAAUUAAUGCUGUGUUGGGGUGCAAGCUCGGGAGACGACGGCGCGCGGGCGCCAGACGGUCGAACCUCAGUGUGCACGGCGGGUACCAGCUUGCUUUGAGGAGGAACGUCGGCCACAUUGGCAGCGGCGCCCUCGUGAGUGCGCUCGACAUGCCGAUCAGUGGUCUGAGUGUCACUAGGUGGGAGCGCAAGCUAGCUAAUAACAUGGUCGGCGGGUCAUUGGCCGUGCGCGAGAUUGGCACCGGAGGCAGCGCAAUCGGAUCAUCAGAGCUGGUGCCAACAACCAGAUGUCUUACGAAAUACAUUCCGUCAGGGCCGAUGCGACUAACAGCGCGGCCGCGUCCCUCAACAUGA
This is a messenger RNA of Prorocentrum cordatum, 897 nucleotides long. NCBI's taxonomy places the organism in Eukaryota, Dinophyceae, Prorocentrales, Prorocentraceae. The record is from the annotation of a GenBank genome assembly.